AUGGGUGUCCCGUGGGUGUAUAUGCUAGGCAGCGCGCCUAUAGGGCGUCUUCUUUCGUUUCAGCUAGCGAAAGCAGCCAGGCAGCCGGUGGUUCCGCAUGUGGUGGUGCUGCUGCAGGAUGCGAACAAGAUGGGCCGGUUUCUGGAGGGCCAGUCGCGGCUAGCAGUGCACGAGGGCGAUCAGGAGCGGCAGCAGCAGUUCAUGGCGUCGUGCAUGCCGCCAGUGACGUCGAGCGGAGAGAAGAUCGGGAUCGAGAACAUGGUGGUGGCGGAGACGGGCCAGCAGGCGUUUUCCGUAGGGCUGAAGAAGUACAAGGCGAGCCUGACAGCGGCGUCUGCGGUGGUGCUGGUGAACCCGCGGUUCGGGCUGGUGCACCACCUGUACAAGCACGUGUGGCCGGAGGCGGCGGAGCGACCGCGGCUGUACCUGGCGACGGGCGGGCAGCAGGAGGUGUGGCGGCGGGGCGAGUUCGGCGCGGAGCUGCGGGGCAGGCCGCCGGUGCGGCUGACGGUGAGUGCGGUGCCGCGGGAGCUGGAGCAGUACGAGCACGCGGGGGCGCGGCAGCGGCUGGAGGCGGAGGUCGCGUCGGUGGGGCUGCUGCAGAUGCUCGGGGACUGCUGCGACGACCCGGCGGCGCUCGUGCAGCCGGUGUUCGUGACGUUCGGGGCGCACAUGCUCGGGCGGCUUGAGCAGCUGCUGAUCGCGGCGGCGGUCGAGCCGGUGGCGGCGCUGUACGGCUGCAGCAGCUACGGCGAGCUGCUGGGCAUCAAGGAGGUGGACCGCGUGCUGCGAGCGCUGCUCGCCGAGGGCAUUCGCGUCAUCCGCGUCGCGUUCCCCUUCUUGCCGACGGUGGAGGGGCACGAGGCAGUGCUAAAUGUUGACGUUCUAUACAAGCAGCUGCUAACGGCGGUGCAGGCGAAGAGCGCUCGCCGGCCGCGGAUGGGGCAAUCGAUAGACGAGCUGAACAUCACCCCUGUCCGGACGACCUGCGGGUUUCUGACCGCGCUCGCAAGACAGCACAAGCUACAUGCGCCUUUGCAUUUCCUGAUAUCCUCGCUCGCGCGGGGGAAGGCCGAACUCAGGAAGAAUAGACUUUUCCAGCAGAUAGACCUCGAGCAGCUGGAUGCCGUGCGGUCCACGACUCCGAUCGCCAUCAAGGAGCAUCAGUCUGUGUGA
This is a messenger RNA of Eremothecium gossypii ATCC 10895, 1176 nucleotides long. It is a transcript of the gene CBS2, whose product is annotated as Cbs2p. NCBI's taxonomy places the organism in Eukaryota, Fungi, Ascomycota, Saccharomycetes, Saccharomycetales, Saccharomycetaceae. The transcript has a single exon. The coding region runs from base 1 to 1176 and encodes 391 amino acids. Gene Ontology annotation, cellular component: mitochondrion; cytoplasm. Gene Ontology annotation, molecular function: 2-dehydropantoate 2-reductase activity; NADP binding. The record is from RefSeq and is marked provisional.